Salvelinus fontinalis (brook trout) is the source of this 2282-nucleotide messenger RNA. RefSeq names its product bcl-2-like protein 2. The transcript is spliced from 5 exons. Gene Ontology annotation, biological process: regulation of apoptotic process. The record is from RefSeq and is a predicted model, not a curated record. The coding region runs from base 574 to 1074 and encodes 166 amino acids. Lineage: Eukaryota; Metazoa; Chordata; Actinopteri; Salmoniformes; Salmonidae.
CCAUCCUUUCAGGUUGUUGGACUGAGGUAGGACUAAAUAGAUUUAAAUAGUGUAGUAGGAUGGGGUUAUUUUUAAUUUGUGAGUGUAGUGUUAGAUGGUAGAGUAUUUGUUUCUUUUUUUUUAAGCAAAGUAUAAGGGAGUUAUACUCCAGUGUAAUAGGGGGCGGUAAUGCAACAUGUAUUGGAUGCCAACCGCCGUUAAACCUCAUCAAAGAAGAUCAAAACCGUAAUGUAUCAUGGGUAAAUUAUGACUGACUGAUCUACAGAUAAUAAUGAGUAGUUAUUUAUGAUGGAAGAUGAUUUGUAAAUCAGUUAGUUUGCUCAUCAAAGAAGAUCAAAACCGUAAUGUAUCAUGGGUAAAUUGUGACUGACUGAUAUAUAAAUAAUAAUGAGUAGUUAUUUAUGUUGGAAGGUGAUUUGUAGAUCAGUUAGUCGGUUGCAAUGUUCAGGAAGCCCGUAUCUCCGGUUGAUGAGAUCUAGGCGUGCCGCAUUUACUCGUCUAGUCAAGAUUGAGGAACUGUCGACAUAAAUUAUCUGUCUUCCGUUUCACGGACGCUGUUGAAGGUGUUUAACUAUGUCUCCUAGAGAUAUAGAACAACAGACAUUUGAUAUUAUUAGUUGCUUUUUUGAAGAGGAGCAGAACCGAAUAUGUAAUCGGAAGGUGUACGGAAGCAUCGAGUCUGAUGGACCUGGAGAUGAACCGAAGUUCGUCAGUAAGACUGGAGAGAGUGACGGGUUUGACCCAGUUGUAAUAGCUGAUAAACUGAGGGAACUUGGAGAUGAUUUUGAUGUUAAGUUUAUCCAGCCUCAUAUCAGAAAACUCCGACAAGCAGUUGCAGACAAGGCGGUGGAGGAGUUUGCACGUAGCGUGGACAGCCUGUGUGCGGCCCAGGGAGCAGAGGUGGCCCCUGAGAUGCAGCUGCUGAGGGCCUCCAUGGCCCUGGGUCUGUACGUUAAGAAGACCUGUCCUGACCUUAGAGCCACCAUCCAGUCUUGUAUGACUGCCUUCAUUAACACCCGGCUGGCAGGCUGGAUCAACCAGCAGGGAGGAUGGGAUCAAGUUACUAUGGUAUAAAAACAUGGAGAAGAUGACAUCCACAUCAUUUUUGUACAAUGAGGAAGAGGUCUUAAUGAGGAAGAGGUCUCAAUGAGGAAGAGGUCUUAACUCAAGUCUGUAUAUGUGUUAAGUCUUCGCUCUUUCUUACUUUCUCUCUCUCCUUCUUCCCUUUUUUUCUUUUCUUUAUUUCUUCCCUCUUUCUUUAUUUCUUCCCUCUUUAUUUCUUCUUUCUUUCUUUCUUCCAUCUUUCUUCCGUUCCUGUCAUGGCCAUUUGAACUUGCCAGUUGUACUCCUUCUUCACUUCCCCUGAGUUGGUUCUUCGAGGAAGAGACUGUGUCCCACUAUCAGCAGAAUGUGACUUUCACCGUCCUCACAAUGGGCACCUGCAUCUGAAGUAACGUUGCAUAUUGGAAUCAUGACGUAUUGCAAUCCAUGGCAUUUUCUACAUCUACAUCACAUUGUCAAAACAAGCAAUACAUUUCUGUAGGAAAAACAAUCAGUUGCAAUGUUUUGUACUUUUGAAGCCUUUUCCUAAGCAAUAGAAGCAGGUUACCAGAUAAUCACAACAAGCUUUCAUUUUGAAGCCGAUGGGCCAUCUUUCAUUUAAUGUGAGAAUCAACUUUGACCUAAUAAAAUGACUCACAAUAAAAGUCCAUGUAAUCACCGAAGCUGUGAUGUUAAAUACUUGAAAGUCACUGAGUCAUGCAUCCCUUGAUGCAAUCUGAAAUGCUUUGCCUUGUUUGACCGUGUUUUCUAACAUGCUCUUAUCCUCACUCAGUGCUUGUUAAACAUGCUUGUUGUUAGCUCUGCUCAACAAGUCAAAUAAUGAGUUUGUUAAAUGUGUGUGUUGCUGGUGAUAGCGAAUCUUGAUUUGAGUAAAAGGAAAAAGUCUUAAAUAUGAUAUGCGUUAAGAAAACAAAUUAGUGUUAACCAACUGUGAGUUUAUAGUUUUGUAGACUUCAUCAGAGCUUGUAGCGGGGAGCUCCAGCAGUGACAAGUGCUUCUGGUCAAAGUCAGUAUUGUUUCAAUGUCAACUCUGACUCAUACCAUUUACAGUCACUUCUCCUUUAUUAAAGAUGCACAGCACCACCAUGUGUAAAUGGACCAAAGGGAAUUAGAAAGUAGAUGAGGUUUUAUUGUAACAUUUUUUUCAAUUGUACAUUUGUGCCUAGUUGUAUGUAAUUCUGUCUUUCUGGUUUUAAUAAAACACGGAGCUUAGUUGUGAA